Messenger RNA from Protopolystoma xenopodis, 987 nucleotides. The record is from the annotation of a GenBank genome assembly. NCBI's taxonomy places the organism in Eukaryota, Metazoa, Platyhelminthes, Monogenea, Polystomatidea, Polystomatidae.
AUGAAAGGGCAUAAAAGCUUUAUUAUCCAUUCUAUUCAAUCCCCUUUUCCAGGAGACGUCGCAGGACUCGUUCCCGAGAGGAGACGAAUCCCGAAUGCCCAUCAUCGAGAAGCUAUUGUUGAAAGGGGCCCCGCCAGCCCAUUAUGCUCCUCCGCCCUUUCGGAUAGUCCGUUAGUCGAGUCACUGGCGCAACGUCCAUUGUAUGGCCUAACAGAUUUGGCCAUUCCAGCACUAGCCUCAGAGACCCAGGCCAGUGAGAAGGUUUCACACGUUCUUGUGACCGGUCUUCCCACAGAUUCUUCUCAUUCCUCUUCAUCCUCCUCUUCCUCUUCCUCAUUAUCAUCAUCUUGCUCAGCCAUCUCAACCUACUAUUCUCCGCCUUGCCAACAGCAUGCCUUUUCUGAACAUCCUUCCGCACCCAACUCUUCUAAUUUGCUACCAAUAGAGAUAGUUACAACUUCUGCUCUGGCCUCAUCUGGCCUCCUUCCUUCGAUUUCUAAGUCGGCUCUUUCAUUUUCCUCCUCAGCAAUGUCAGCCAGCCCUUUUCCCCAGCCUUCCUCCCCGAGGCUCUUUAGUGACUCCAACCAAAGACAUCUCGAAAAUAACCGACCUCUGUUUAGCCCUCAGCUUACCUCACAAAACCUCUUCAUUCAGCCGCCUGUCCUGCUCUUUGAACAGGCUCGGACAAAAAUAGAUGCUCCCAGCCUUGCUUCUUCAGCCCUGCCUCAGCCUCCUCUACCUCCGCCACAGACCAUCUCAAUUCCUCCGUCGCCUCUGCUGCCGCUUCUUCAGCAGGCUCAGGUGCAUCGUUUUCUCGAUCCCCAUCCAAUUGAGCUUUCCCUCAACAGUGCCCAAACAGUGCGUCACCUGGGAUUACCCAAUUCCCACGAACCUAGCGCCUCUGCGGCUUGUUUCCAAACUUGCCUUGGCAACUCUGGCCGGCAAGCCCGGCACUCUGCCAUGGACUGCAUUGCACCCUGUCAAUAG